Molecule: messenger RNA, 938 nt
Organism: Ctenocephalides felis (cat flea)
Lineage: Eukaryota; Metazoa; Arthropoda; Insecta; Siphonaptera; Pulicidae
Gene: UbcE2M
Product: NEDD8-conjugating enzyme Ubc12
Exons: 4
Coding region: 72-620 (182 amino acids)
Source: RefSeq, a predicted model, not a curated record
UUUUACCCACACGAAAUAUACAAAAUUAAGUUAAAUUUAGUUUUAAACGACGUAUAUAUAUUUUUAAGAUCAUGAUUAAAUUAUUCUCUUUAAAACAACAAAAAAAAGAUGGAGAGUCGACCACAAGAUCAGGAACACAAAAAAAGGCAUCAGCAGCGCAAUUGAGAAUAACGAAAGAUAUAAAUGAAUUAAAUCUGCCUAAGACGUGCAAUACAGAAUUUCCAGAUCCUGAUGAUCUCUUAAGUUUUAAACUCAUAAUAUGCCCAGAUGAAGGUUUUUACAAAGGAGGAAAGUUUAUUUUUAAUUUCAAGGUCGGUCCGUCAUACCCCCAUGAACCCCCUAAAGUAAAAUGUGAAACACAGGUCUAUCACCCAAAUAUAGAUUUAGAAGGAAAUGUAUGUUUAAAUAUUCUCCGAGAAGAUUGGAAACCUGUACUUACUAUCAACUCAAUUGUUUAUGGGCUGCAGUAUUUAUUCCUGGAACCAAACCCAGAAGAUCCCUUAAACAAAGAAGCAGCUGAAGUUCUACAGACCAAUAGGAGAUUAUUCGAGCACAAUGUUCAAAAAGCCAUGCGAGGCGGUUACAUUGGAAACAUGCUUUUUGAGCGAUGUCUCAAGUGAUAUAACCCCUCUCCCGAAUGCAAUAAGAAGACUCAAUUGCACAAUGUGCCACGGGCUGUCUUUAUCAUUCUGCAAGUCAUUUUUUUCAUUUACCUUAUAUUCGGGAAAAUAAAUCCAUUUUGUUGACUUUAUGUUAAAGUUACAAUCUAAGAAUGACUUGGUAACAAAAUUUAAAGGCCUCGUGCCUAAAUACAUGUCUCCAGAUAUAUCAUCAGACUUUUACUUAGGAAUACAUUUUAAUCUAAAAUAAUAAAUUCAAUAUUACAUGUUAUUACAUGUGAUUGGUGAGUGUUCUAAUAAGAUAGGAGUAAAUUUGAC